AUGGCUGGCAUCCAAGGACAACUCGACCGUGGCGCUGUGCCCAAUCACAUCUCCAAUGUCUGCCCCAAAGGUACCAAGUUCCACAUCCUUGAGGUAGGCUGGCUCGAGUGCGACGAGGCGUUUGUGGUCCGUGGAGGCAAUACAAGCUUGAAAAGUACGGAGAACAAAGCAUUUGUCAACAAGCGGAGAGAAUUGCCAGUCUAUUGUGUCCUCAUCGAACAUCCACAUGAAGGCCUCAUAUUGUGGGAAACUGGUUGCGGAAAGGACUAUCCUGAAGUCUGGGGCCCUGCCCUCGCUGACGUCUUCUCUCGUGUCCGUUAUGAGCCGCAGCAUGAGCUCAGGGCAGCGGUGGAGGCCACCGGAAAUAAACUGGAAGAUAUCAAGAAGAUCAUCAUUGGCCAUCUGCAUCUUGACCAUGCCGGUGGACUGGACGAAUUCCUGGACAGGAAGGAUGUCGAAAUCUGGGUGCACGACCGCGAGUUGAGAUCUGCGUUCUGGUCUGUGGCAACCGGGGCAGACGUCGGCGUUUACCUCGAACACUAUCUGAAGCUGAGCUUGAACUGGAAGACCUUCGACGAGCGAACAUUCGAUUUCUGCCAGGGCAUCACACUGCACCAUCUGCCUGGUCACACCGAUGGCUUGAUCGGAAUGCAGAUCAAUAUGCCAGAUAGCGGGACCUUCUUCUUCAUUAGUGACCACUGCCACGUGAUCGAGAAUUGGCGUGAUGGGAUCCCACAAGGCUGGCUGGCUAGAGAUCAUCCGGCAUGGUUCCAGAGCACUCAGCGGUUGAAGCACCUGGAGAGGACGACAAAGGGCCAGGUGAUUCCGGGCCACGAUAAGGAAACAUAUCAGAAUUUGAUCGCCAACGGAAAGUCGUAUACUUGA
Molecule: messenger RNA, 885 nt
Organism: Cladophialophora yegresii CBS 114405
Lineage: Eukaryota; Fungi; Ascomycota; Eurotiomycetes; Chaetothyriales; Herpotrichiellaceae
Exons: 4
Coding region: 1-885 (294 amino acids)
Source: RefSeq, a predicted model, not a curated record